GUCUUUUUCUGUUACUGCCCGAGAGUGGGCUCUGGGGGUGGUUAGAGGUCUGUAGUAGGAUGGCCGUAGUGAGCGAUAUGCCCUAACUGUGCAGAGAGUCCAGGGGCUGUGAAUGAGGGUAAAGGAAUUGUUCGAGGAGCUGAAGCAUGUUGGAUUUGUGAUCCCCGCCUCUAUGGUAAACUGGAAUAUUAAACAGCAAGUGGAUUGACCGUGGGAGGUGACCACUGGGAGGACAAACUUGUGGCUGAGAAGAGGAACCGAGGUGGAAAGUGAGCAGUGCGUGUGUGAAGAUGUUUCUGAACUCUUUCCUGGUGGUCAUAACUGACCUGGCAGCUGGUCUCCUUGGUCAUGCCUCAAUUCGCCGCCAUUUUCAUUUGUUGAUGUCGGGCCUUGUCAUAUUUGGACCUGCACUGAGCAUGUGGGUCUCCCCAUAUAGUGUUUUUGCAAAGAAGACACAUUUCCUAUACAGAAUGUUUCUGCGGUCAGCAUUGGGAUGGACCUGUGUGUUUGUGGGUUCCUUCGUCUUCCUCCUCUCCUUCUCCGUCCGCCGCUCCCUCACCCUCUCCCUGCGCCACCUCUCACGGCUGGCCGUGGCUGGAGGCCUGUGGCAGGGCUUCCGGAGAGUUCUGAGCGUGCUGGAGAACACCACUGGUAGCUGCUACGAGCUCCUCAGCGAGCCCCUGGAGGGUAAGACGGCAGCGGCGCCGGGGGACAGCGCCCAACCUCUGCUGCUGCUGCGGGAGGGGGAGAGCAAGGCGGCCUGCCUGAACGCGGGCAUGCUGUGGCGUGGCUACGAGGUCUCGGAGGACACCUUCCUGCUGUGCCUGUGCUGCCUGCUGCUGGCCGAGGAGAUGGCCGUGUUCGGGCCCUACCUGAGACUGGGCGGACCCUCGGGCGGGCCGAUGCGCAUCAUCUUUCUCCUCUGCGUGCUGCUGCUCAGCCUCUGGAUCUUCUUGCUCCUAUGCCUGCUGGCCUACUUCCCCCUGUUCCCCACCCAGCUGCUGGGGGGGGCCCUGGGGUGCCUGAGCUGGCGGGCACUCUACCAGGGCUGGUAUCGGCUCGGGCCCAGUUGGUACUGCCCAGGAAGGCCAGGCGUGGGACUGCUGACCACUGAGAAGAAAGAUGAGGAUGGGAAGCCUGUGGAGCCAGAGCAAGCAAACAAUGCAACGCUCAAAUAGAACUGUACAACUUAUUAACUGAUGGCCCACUUCGAUUGUCAAGCCAGUGGUACAAUAAAGCUGCUAUGUCCACUGUAUUUUGAACUGGUUUGUUCCGUUGUUGGUCUUGGGUAAAUGCUUGGUAAUGAAAGCGAUACGACUAUCAACACCUAGGAUGUACCAACAGUAAAUUAAUAUGCCAUGGUCUUUUGACAUUAGGAAGAAGGGCAAUGUAUUCAGAUGACAGCGACUCAGCAAAAUGGCAUGUCUGCAGCAUCACCGAGUGAUCAACAGCUGAAACUGUACAUAUGCUGAGGGUUUUACAGCUUACAACCUACAAUCUAUUGUGCCUGAACAGCCUAGCUAAUCACUACAGCCCCUAUCAAAUAAGCACAGAGUUGCUUUGUAAAGAGUGCAUAGCCAUGUCACUUCACUAAUUUCUCUUGGUUCAAUUUUGAUCCGUAUGCAUGCUAAGGAAAUGAACAGCCAUUAUGGAGAUAUAUUUUCA
This is a messenger RNA of Alosa sapidissima (American shad), 1665 nucleotides long. It is a transcript of the gene fitm1l, whose product is annotated as fat storage inducing transmembrane protein 1, like. Gene Ontology annotation, cellular component: endoplasmic reticulum membrane. Lineage: Eukaryota; Metazoa; Chordata; Actinopteri; Clupeiformes; Clupeidae. The transcript has 3 exons. Gene Ontology annotation, biological process: lipid droplet organization; phospholipid biosynthetic process; lipid storage. Bases 291 to 1178 code for a protein of 295 amino acids. The record is from RefSeq and is a predicted model, not a curated record.